Molecule: messenger RNA, 1742 nt
Organism: Humulus lupulus (European hop)
Lineage: Eukaryota; Viridiplantae; Streptophyta; Magnoliopsida; Rosales; Cannabaceae
Exons: 7
Coding region: 855-1412 (185 amino acids)
Biological process (GO): proteolysis
Molecular function (GO): cysteine-type peptidase activity
Source: RefSeq, a predicted model, not a curated record
AGGAACCAUUAAUUGUGUACAUGGUUCAAAGAAGCACUACAAAUUGAAUUGUUCGAUAGGUGAUUCUCGAGAUAUAGAAAAAAUUGGUAAUUUUUCCAUUCCUGGAAUGGUUAGGGAAGGAGAUUUUGUUUUGGGAGACAAUGUGGAAGGGGAUGGAAUUGUUGUAGUAGAUUUGGAGGAUAACAAUGUGAGUAACAAAUUGUGGGAGACAGUAGACACAGGAUGUAGUGAAAAUAAAUUUAGAAGGACAUAAUGAGUACAAUCAAUAGAAUGAGUUAUGCGAGUUUUCUUUGCAUGUUGGUAGAAUAACAGAUUUGUUAAGUGGUUCGAAUGAGGGAUUUAAGGGUAGAUUUAUCAAUCGUGAUAAUGAAAUAAAGUUGCACUUCAAAGAUGAGAUAGAAUUGGUGUUGAAGUAUGGUGGUUCUGGGUUCGAUUGUAAUCUAUACGAUGUUGAAGACGGUGAAAUUAGAAUCGUUUGUACACCGGUUAUUUUUUUCCACUAUACAUUAAUUAAAAUAUUGUCUUAUUAUUGUUGAAUUAUUUUAAUGGGAGGUAACUAUAAUCUUAUAAACUUGUGUGUGUAGCCACUACUUGGUUCAGUAUUUCCACCAAGAAUUAUUAAUUGUGCUAGUUGGGGAGAUGUCGAUGGUCUCAAUGGUUUUGAGAGAAAAUUAACAAACUAUGUUUUGGAUCCAACCUUACCUUCAAAUGAGAUUGUUUUUGUUGGAGAUAAAGUAAUUAGGAGGAGGUCUGACUUCCUAACGUUGGCACCUAACCAACUUGUUAGCGCUAGAGUUGUGAACUGUUUACUAGAGAUUUUAGCAGUAGAGGAGGUUGUUGCGCGGGGUAAUAAAAUGAGGUGUUGGUGGAUCCCGACAUUGUUAUCUCAUCCUAAUCCGUUAAGUUAUUGUACUAAGAGCAAAGGUAGAAGAUGGCUAGAGUGGUGUGGAGAAAUGCAGGAUUGCGAGAAGGCCUUUGCCCCUAUCCUCACGAAGAGACACUGGUUUCUGGCAAUAUUGAAAUUGGCUAAGAAGGAAGUUGAAGUAUACAACAACUUCAAAAUCCCUUCCACAUCGUUUGGGCUUGCCAUAAUGGAGACAAUGCUGCAAUCCAUGGACGAAGCAUUUACGGAACAGGUGAAGAAGGUACGUUGGACUGAUUUUACUUUUCGUGGUGUUAGUAUAGAGGAACCUGUGACUCACAAGAAGGAGUGCGUAGAGUAUGACUGUGGUGUGUACGUUAUGAAGAUGCUUCUUCAAGAGUAUGUGCCUGGAGUUUUAACUAAAGGAGAAAAUGAUGCAAUUGAUGAACUACAUAUUGGAAAAUGCAUUUUGACAGGACCAACAAAUGUGCCAACGGAGUUGGGUAGGCAACUCAUUGCAGGAAGAAUUUUGACAUCGAGCAUCAAUUGAGUGAGAGAUGUUCUUAUUGAAAAAGCCAGUAAUUCCCAUUGAGAUGGUCAAUGUUUUGUAAUUAAGUAUUCUCCACAUAAUUUUCAACAAUAGACCAUGGGUGUGUUUUGAUAGGACACUAUUUAGUUUGGAUAUCAAGUUUAGAUAAAGGUAUUAAAUAUGUACAUGUGUAAAAAAAUUAGAACGCUAUGGGUGGUCUUGUUGGAUGAGUUUAAUAUUAGGUCAUGGAUAUGGUAAGUUGAGUUAACUAUGCUAUGUGAGUGUGUUAUUUGUUUUGUUGAGAUUUUGAAUGUACUAAUUUCAUAAUUCAGUUGUCAAAUUGAGCAUGAG